AUGUGGAUAAAAGACCUCUUAGUUGGGCGUCAACAAAGAGUUCGGGUGAACUCAAAGUUAUCUAGCUGGGAAACUGUGCUUAGUGGAGUGCCCCAGGGUACAGUUUUGGUGCCAGUGCUAUUCCUCUUGUAUGUAAAUGACCGUCCUCGUCUCCCAUCAUCAUCGGUCUUGGUAUAUGCUGACGAUGUCAAGAUAUGGAGAACGAUACGAUGUAAGGGUGAUAGCUUAGAACGCCAAAAUGACCUGAAGAAGUUAUCUGAACGGUCUCAAACAUGGCAGUUGCCGAUAAAUACUUCCAAGUGUGUUGUGAUGCAUAUCGGUCAUCAAAGUGCAGAUACAUACACGAUGAAUAACACUGAGCUACCUGUCGUCCAGACAUAUAGUGACUUAGGAGUUAUCGUUAGUCAAGACUUAAAGACUACUGCACACUGCCGUGCAAUAGCCGCCAAAGGUUUGAGAACCUUAUGGUCAAUACGUAGGGCUUUUAGUCGUGUCGACGCUAAAAUAAAUAAUUCUUUAGCCUAA
This is a messenger RNA of Schistosoma curassoni, 525 nucleotides long. The record is from the annotation of a GenBank genome assembly. Lineage: Eukaryota; Metazoa; Platyhelminthes; Trematoda; Strigeidida; Schistosomatidae.